GCCGCUGUCAACCAGGAAAUCCCUCCCCACUUUCCUAGCUUAUUUCCCGCGUGACAUGCUUGCAGGACGAGUUGAGCAAGACUUACAGUUGGAAGUUUCAGCAGCAGCAAAGCCUUACACCCUGUCACCAUGUCUGAAGCAUUUAAGAAAGCAGCAGAGGAGGUGAAGGUCUUGAGACAAAAGCCAGAUUCAGGAGAAAUGAGUGCAAUUUAUGGUUUGUAUAAACAAGCCACUGCUGGAGACGUGAACACGGAACGACCAGGGAUAUUCGAUCUUACAGGAAAAGCAAAAUGGGAUGCAUGGAACGCAAAGAAAGGUUUAUCCAAAGAAGAAGCAAUGGCAGCUUAUGUGAAGUUGGUGGAAAAGCUAAAAGAGAAAUAUGGAAUAUAGAGUCUUAAGAAAUACAACAAUAAAGAAAUGCAUAAGAAAAA
Molecule: messenger RNA, 431 nt
Organism: Poecilia latipinna (sailfin molly)
Lineage: Eukaryota; Metazoa; Chordata; Actinopteri; Cyprinodontiformes; Poeciliidae
Product: acyl-CoA-binding protein
Exons: 4
Coding region: 130-390 (86 amino acids)
Biological process (GO): fatty acid metabolic process
Molecular function (GO): fatty-acyl-CoA binding
Source: RefSeq, a predicted model, not a curated record